UCAUGUGCUGCCGUCCUCAGUCUAAAGCAAAAUGACCCCGGAUCAUAACAACAGGUCCCGUCCAUUACACUUCUCUCUCUCUGCACAAUGACGGCGGCAACUCGUCCUUCUCUCUCAGCGAACAUCUGACUCUAUAACGUGGACGCCUUGGAGCGGAGGAUCAACCGGUUUAUUUACGGAGAGCGCACAUAUUUGGACUUACGGAAAAGAAAAAUGCCACGUGUUUUUUAAGAGCCAAAUAGUGUUUUUGCAGCGGCUGGGAUCGAUCUGCGUCGCGCGUAAAGACUUGCGUAAUGCGUAAAAGCGCAUUAACGCGAAGCCAAGUAAAUGUGUUGUGCUAAUAACCUCCGCUUUCAUAACUUUAAAAAUCCCGACUGUGUUUUUCUGCGAUUCAACUGGAGUGUAGAGGCUGUUUGAAUGCCGCGCUGCGACCGUCGAAAAGGCGACUCUGAGUCAGGGUUUGUUUGGCGGAGUUUUAUUGUACAUUUUCACUAAACCGCUAUUUUUUUUUAUUGCCUCCGGCAUUGCGCAUGCGCUCUGACUGCGCUCUGUCACCAAGACAUUUUUCUUCAAGUUGGAAACUGUCACCAGUGACGUCAAUCACCAGGCUCUGACCAAUUAGAGCGCAGGAUGAUUGUUUAGCUCCACGGGCUGCAGCGCCUACCAUGAAUCUCUAUUCAGUAUCAAAGCGUCCUGCUGCUGCCUCUCAACCGAAUGGGAUUCCAUGUAGUUCGCAGAUAGACUUAACUUUAUGAACUUUUUUUUUUUUUUUCGUUAUUUCUCACCGCGAUUAAAAUAUAUUUGUCAUCAUCAUUAUUAUUUUGCCUGCUGUCAACUUGUUCUAAAAUUAGGAGAGUAAUGAGCGUGGAUGCACUGGGAAGCCCCGUGAUGGACCCUGCGUUUUCCAAACGGAACACGGCGCUGAGAUUAGUUGACUUGGCAGGGGCUCACCACCAUCACCAUCAUCACCACCAUACCCCUCAGAGCGUGACAGGCUUCCCGGGGUUCAGCAGCCAUCCACACUCAAUGGCUCACUCGCACCCUGGGGAGAUUACUGCGGAACCCCGCCUGGGGCCGAGUCCAUUCGGGCCAGAACACAUGGGGCACUCUGCGGCCCUCAAAAUCAGCCCAGCCCAUCAUUAUCCCCACCACCAUCACCACCACCACCACCACAAUCAUCAUAUGGCAGGCCACAGUGAAGUGGUCUCCAGUCAAACGGGAGCUUUUGGCCCGGUUCAGGCGACGUCGGUGCCGUACUCUAUGCCUCACUCAUCCGCAGGUAGGGACUUUCUCAUCCGGAGAGACCUGACAGCUCAAGCCAUGCCCGUGCUGACCGACCAGACCGCAGGAACUCACCACGGACUGUUUGUCUCAACAACAGGUAGCUAUCCCGGACACUAUGGUCACCACCCCGACGCCGGGAACCUCUUCUCCGGACUGCACGCCGACCAGACCCCGAGCGGAACUCCGGGUGGCCAAGCUUUAAAUGGACAAAUAAGGUUGGGACUACCCGGAGAAAUGUACGUUCGGUCUGAUCACUUGAGUCCCGGCUCCAGGGCGGAUCCGUUCUCGUCGCCCCUGCACGGCUACGGUGGUCUGAAUCUGAACAUGAAUCUGAGCGCCCACCACCACCCGCACCACCACCACCACCACCCCGGUGCCGGAGCCUUUUUCCGUUACAUGAGGCAGCCGAUCAAACAGGAGCUCAUUUGCAAAUGGCUGGAGCCGGAGCUCUCCCCGAAAAAACUUUGCUCCAAAACUUACAGCACAAUGCACGAGCUGGUCACGCACGUGACAGUGGAGCACGUCGGUGGACCGGAGCAGGCGAACCAUAUCUGCUUCUGGGAAGAGUGUCCGCGAGAGGGCAAGCCAUUCAAAGCCAAGUACAAGCUGGUCAAUCACAUCCGAGUGCACACGGGGGAGAAGCCGUUUCCCUGUCCGUUCCCCGGCUGCGGGAAGGUGUUCGCAAGAUCCGAGAACCUUAAAAUCCACAAAAGGACGCACACAGGUGAAAAGCCUUUCAAGUGUGAGUUCGACGGCUGUGACCGACGCUUCGCCAACAGCAGCGACCGGAAGAAGCACUCCCACGUCCACACCAGCGACAAGCCUUACAACUGCAAGGUCCGCGGCUGCGACAAGUCCUACACGCACCCCAGCUCCCUGCGGAAGCACAUGAAGGUCCACUGCAAGUCCCCUCCGCCCAGCUCCGGCUACGAGUCGUCCACUCCGUCCCUGGUGUCGCCCUCCUCUGACCUGGGCAGAGAUCCGGGCCCCUCGGCGCUGUCCGACUCCGUGGGGGCUUCGCAGUCCGCCAAUUUAAGUGAGUGGUACGUGUGCCACAGCUCCGGUGCGAGCGGCCCACAGACCCCACCCAGCGGCGCGUCCACGCCAGACCCCACGCAGGAGUACAGACACGCAGAGCGGAGGGACGCGUUUUAGCGCGCAGACACCAGUCUCCCAACUGGUUCCAGUGCCUCUCCAAAAGCCCCACGUGGACACACUCCACUCUAACGAGAAUAUAUAUUUUAAAGGUUCAGCUAUUUAAAAUAGUUGGCGCAGUGGCGUGUUGUCUCGGCAUGUGUACAUGUACCCUGUAAAUAGUCUAUUUAUUUUUCAACAUCGGAGGGUUUUUUUUAAAUCACCCAACCAAAGUGCAUGUUUGAAAACAUAUUUGUAAAAUGGUUGUGUCGAUGUUGUUAUUUGUAGCCUUAAUGUUUACAAUGAGCCUGCAGUAAAUGAAAACCAGCGAAUAUUUCAAAAAUGUUUUUUUAUUGUAAAGAAGUGGCCAAUUUGUCAUUCAUUUUUUUUGUAUCGUUUUCUUUUUUAAAUGUCCAAACUGGAAAAGCACUCAAAUAGCGAACCGAAUUGCCUUGUCAUUUGUGAAUAUUUUGAAUAAAUCUUGUAUGAGAAAACAUGAAAAAGCUACAUUUUUAUUCUGUACAACAGCGUUUUAAGCUUUAGAAGCAUCUUGACGUGACCAAUAGUUCUUACACGUUUUAUUAAUCUUAGUAGACACAGACAUCAUGAUAUAUCUAAGCAGUUGAAAACUAUUUUAAAAAGUUUGUCAAGUGUGUCGUGUGUUUUGUGAUUCAUACAUUUAUUUUGACGAACUUGACCAAUGAGAAUCUCAUUGUUUCAGCAAAUCAAAUCUCUUCUUUGGUGAAGCAGCAACUGACUUCUCUGUAAUUCAACUUCAGUUUCGCGCCGUGUUUUCUUGUUUGUUGUUGAAGUGUUGAUCAUCUGGGUGUGUUGACUUUUUAUUAUACGUAACGACCGUUUGGAAUUCUAUUCUGGUUGUGAUUUUAAUUGAAUAAAUGAAUGAUAAAUUCUUUAAGCAACUAAAUAUGUCGGGGAGAUGCGUCGAUGUUUCCUAAAUAACUUCACACAGCCUUCUUUGUUGCUGAUGGUUUAAGUUAAAUACGUUUAAAAAGAGAGACAAAGCACGGAGCUUUGUUCAAAAGUCCGAGCUAAUAUUCUUAAAAAUCACUUGCGAGAAACGAUAUAUGUUGACGUCACAAUCCAGAAAUACUUUGUGAAACCUGACAUU
Messenger RNA from Synchiropus splendidus (mandarinfish), 3547 nucleotides. It is a transcript of the gene zic4, whose product is annotated as zic family member 4. The transcript is spliced from 2 exons. Gene Ontology annotation, cellular component: nucleus. Gene Ontology annotation, biological process: regulation of transcription by RNA polymerase II; central nervous system development. Gene Ontology annotation, molecular function: RNA polymerase II cis-regulatory region sequence-specific DNA binding; DNA-binding transcription factor activity, RNA polymerase II-specific. The coding region runs from base 859 to 2439 and encodes 526 amino acids. NCBI's taxonomy places the organism in Eukaryota, Metazoa, Chordata, Actinopteri, Syngnathiformes, Callionymidae. The record is from RefSeq and is a predicted model, not a curated record.